AUGCUACAAGUGUAUCAUGCCAUUAAUGGUGGGACCGACCACCUGUUUGACGAAAUGCCGAGCGGGGAAAAUGAUGGCUCUGAGCUUUCUGUUUUUUAUGUGAUUUUAGCUCUGGAUAAAAAAAAAUCCACGCCAGCUGAGAAGGGCGAAAUCGCCAUCAACUUCACUGUUGGAAAACACGGGGAAAUUUUCUUCUCCUCCAUCCAUGCUAGGAUUUCCGGGGCGAUCAGAUGUUGUUCUCGGAAAUUGCUACUAAACACGUUGUUGGAAAAGACAUAUUUGAAGAUGAUUUACAGUUUUCUGGUGCAAGUCAUGCUGGAAGGCUUUGUUGGAUUUUGA
Messenger RNA from Striga asiatica, 339 nucleotides. NCBI's taxonomy places the organism in Eukaryota, Viridiplantae, Streptophyta, Magnoliopsida, Lamiales, Orobanchaceae. The record is from the annotation of a GenBank genome assembly.